Fraxinus pennsylvanica is the source of this 2619-nucleotide messenger RNA. NCBI's taxonomy places the organism in Eukaryota, Viridiplantae, Streptophyta, Magnoliopsida, Lamiales, Oleaceae. The record is from the annotation of a GenBank genome assembly.
AUGCACAUCUUUCAGUCUCCUCCGCCGCCGAUCCAACUUUCAGGAACCAAAAAUCAGAAAAAGAAUUUCCCAGUUUCCAGUUUGAAAAUGGAUUCUGGGUCGUGCAUGAAUGGAUUUUGUGGGGCAUCAUCAACGUCAAUUGAAUGGAAAAAGGGCUGGCCUCUGCGAUCCGGUGGAUUUGCCACUCUCUGUGCUAAGUGCGGGACUGCUUAUGAGCAAUUAGUCUUCUGUGAAAUGUUUCACUCGACAGAAACUGGUUGGAGGGAGUGUAGUUCAUGUGGCAAGCGUCUUCAUUGCGGAUGUAUAGCUUCCAGCUCUUUGCUUGAACUGCUUGACAAUGGGGGCGUGAACUGUAUUGGCUGCUGCAGAAGUUCUAAGCCUCACAGCACUUCAACACACGAAAAAUCUAAAUUAUGUACCAUCUCAACUGCAGAUGGUAUCAGUGGAAAUCUUGAUAAGCUGAUAUGUACACAAUCUGGUGAUGAUGUUCAAAAUGACUGCCGGAAACUAUUGGUACCUCCCGGGAAUGAUGAUCCAAUAGUAUCUCUUGGUCCAAAGAAACUGGAAGAAGAUUUUCCUGCUUCAAGAGAAAUUGGACAUAAAUUAUUAAUAAAUUUUAAUCAGUCAUCUAUUGAAUCAUCACAAAACAUAGAUGCAUACAAAGCUCAUAUGGAUGUUAAAAAUGUACAUAAAUCAUUAAUUGAAACGAACUUGAGUAUCGCGUUGUCUGCUUCAGCAAAUACAAUUCCAUCCUAUGGAGUGGUUGCUGAUGAAAGGGAAUCUUCAAUUUCUUCCUUUCAUCAGGGGUGUAGGCCCUGCCAUCUUUUCCAGAGACCCCCAAAUUCCAGUCUUUCUGCUGGGUUGGAAACAAACACUACCACGAUUUCACAGUUACUUGUUGCGAGGCCACCUGUUGAAGGACGGGUUAAGAAUCAGUUGCUACCUCGUUAUUGGCCUCGAAUAACAGACAAGGAGUUGCAACAAAUAUCUGGAGACUCAAAUUCUGCCAUUGUGCCGUUAUUUGAAAAGGUUUUGAGUGCUAGUGAUGCUGGUCGAAUUGGUCGCCUAGUUCUUCCUAAAGCGUGUGCUGAAGCAUAUUUUCCACCAAUCUCUCAACCGGAGGGCCUUCCUCUGAGGAUUCAGGAUGUGAAGGGCAAAGAAUGGGUAUUCCAGUUUAGAUUUUGGCCGAAUAAUAACAGCAGAAUGUAUGUUUUAGAGGGUGUAACUCCUUGCAUCCAGUCAAUGCAAUUACAGGCUGGUGAUACAGUAACUUUCAGUCGCAUGGAUCCAGAAGGAAAACUUCUGAUGGGGUUUCGCAAAGCAUCAACCACUAUUUCUGUGCAGGGUUCACAUCUAUCUGCCAUAAAUAGUAAUGUGUUCCAAAAUGAACCACUAUUGGCGGCUGCAGAGAAUCUACCUGUAAUGAGUGGCUACUCUGGAAUUCUUCAAUCACUGAAAGGAAGCAGGAAUUCUUCUAUGAACAUGCCAUCUAAACAUUUCUACGGCGGCAGCUUAAGUUCACUAAUCACUGAGAAGAAUGGGUCCAAAGCUGGAGAAGGUAAGUUGCCCCAAUCAUUGCUGCUUCCUGAGCGCAAAAGAAGUCGAAAUAUUGGCUCAAAGAGUAGGAGAUUACAUAUUGAUAGUCAAGAUGCGUUGGAGCUGAAAGUUUCGUGGGAGGAGGUACAGGAUAUUCUCCGCCCACCUCUUAGUGUCAAGCCAAGCACUGUUACAAUCGAGGAUCAAGAAUUCGAAGAAUUUGAAGAACCGCCCGUCUUUGGGAAGAUGGCUAUUUUUACUGUCCGCCUAUCUGGGGACGAGCAGGAACAGUGGGCUCAGUGCGAUAGCUGCUUUAAAUGGCGAAGACUACCAGUUGAUAUUCUUCUCCCUCCGAAGUGGACAUGUCAGGACAAUGUUUGGCACCAAACAAGAAGCUCGUGUUCUGCACCUGGUGAAUUGGGCCCAAGGGAACUUGAAAAUCUUCUUAAAAUGAACAGUGAGCUUAAAAAAAAGAGAUUCGCAACGAGCUACAAAUUGGCAGAGGCACAUGAAUCUGCAGUACAAGAAUCUCUGGUGAAUGCUGCAUCUGUUGGAGGUGACUUGAGUGAGCCAGGCGCUUCAUCUGUUGCAACCACUACCAAACAUCCAAGACAUCGUCCUGGCUGCUCCUGCAUUGUGUGCAUACAGCCUCCCAGUGGGAAAGGCAAACACAAGCCCACAUGCAUCUGCAACGUAUGCAUGACAGUCAAACGGCGCUUCAAGACCUUGAUGCUGCGCAAGAAGAAACGUCAAUCAGAGCGUGAAGCAGAAAUUGCAUUGAGGAAUCAGUUUACGGUGGAUUCCAAGGAAGAAGCGGAGGUUGAAAGUAUCCCCAGUCAGGCAAACUCGCAGCCUAAUCCAUCUGAUAAUGAAAAAAGAUCGGCUCUCCACAGGCCCCCGAAGAGAGUGAAACUCAACUGCAAGAAGACUCUGCCCCUGCUGCUGUUGUUCAAGAGGAUCAAGAUGGUAAUGGCGAACUCUCUGAACCAUAUCAAAGUGAAAAUGUUACCUCGUGAUAUUUUUCCUGCUUUGGUUGUUUUCAAGUUUAUUUCCUGUCCUAUCCGUGUAGAAAUUUUCCUAUAA